This is a messenger RNA of Symbiodinium sp. CCMP2456, 657 nucleotides long. NCBI's taxonomy places the organism in Eukaryota, Dinophyceae, Suessiales, Symbiodiniaceae. The record is from the annotation of a GenBank genome assembly.
AUGCUGCUACGGCAGCCCAGGCCCGACGAAGCAGCCUACGUUGGCAUGUUGGAUGCAUGCAAGGAGGCCGGCUGCUGGGCCUUGGCCCUGAGCAUCCUCGAGGAGCUCCGACGAGAUGGCGCGCAGUCACAAACGUCCGACCAGACGGCCUAUGCUUUGUCCCUUGGCUCCUGUGAGGCUGCAAUGCAGUGGGAGUUGGCGCUGUCGGUUCUCGCCACGAUGCAACAGGAAGGGCCGUCUCCCAAUCUGGUGACAUUGAAUGCAGCCGUGAUGGCGCUGGCCGCGGCUGGGCGCACCGCAGAAGCACUCUGCGUAGUGCGCCACGCUGAGGAUCUGGGCCUCGUCUCUGGCGCCUGGGAGGCGGAUGCCAAUCCAAGGCUUCCGGAGGCCGACGUAGACCUGCACCGCUUUCCGGCGGAGCUAGCAAGAUUCGCCGUUCUUGCAGCGGUCCUUGACGCGGCCAUUGAUCCAUCCCGGAAACGCGGUCUUGUCUUCGUCACCGGUCGUGGCACCCACGGUGGCACGGCGGUCUUGAAGGCCGUGGUAGGGGAGUGCCUCAAAGACUUCGGGCUGGCCGUGGAGGAGGGUGAUGCUGAGGGAACCGAUGGGCGUUUGUGGCUCCCGCCACACGUCCUGCAGUGCAUCGCUUCUGAGGUC